UCUCGGGCCCUCAGGCGGAGCGGCGGGCGCCGGACCCCCAGGCGGAGCGACAGGUCUCGGGCCCCCAGGCGAAGCGGCGGGCACCAAGUCACCAGGCACGACAGUAGGCUCCGAGUCAACUGGCAUGACCGCUGGCACUGGGUCAGACAUUGGAUCGUCUGGCUGGACAGCGGGCAUCGGGUCACCAGGCAGCAGGUCAUUUGGCUCGACAGCGGGCACCGCAUCAUCUGGCAAGGCAGUGGGCACCGGGUCAUCAGGUACCGGGUGGUCUGGCUCGACAGCGGGCAUCGGGUCACCAGGUAUGACAGCGGGCACUGGGUCACCAGGCAUCAGGUCAUUUGGCUUGCCAGCGGGCACCGCGUCAUCUGGCAAGGCAGUGGGCACCGGGUCACCAGGUAUUGGAUCGUCUGGCUGGAUCAGUUCAUCAUGCUGGGUAGAGGCAUCAGGCCGAGUAGAGGCUUCAGGCCGAGUAGAGGCUUCAGGCCGAGUAGAGGCAUCAGGCCGAGUAGAGGCAUCAGGCCGAGUAGAGGCUUCAGACUGAACCACGGAAGGCAGAGGGCUUUUUUACAGGGUUAAAGGCAGGAUAGGUGCAGCGAGUGGGAACAGGGUACUGACAUGCGGUAGAUAGCAGGGCAGGAGGAGCUGUUGGGAAUGCAGGAAUAGAGUUUUGAGGAAAUAGGUUAGAAGCAGGACUGGGUUUUUGUAAGCUGACUGGGGCUGGGUGCAACAAGUCUGUCCAUGUCUGCAGUAUGGGUUGAACAAAGCUGAGCUUACACAAAGCCUGUCUGACCAAAGACUGCACUGCGUUUAUACAAUCUCUUAGUGUCUGUGGUGAACAUGCAGAAUAACGCUCCAGAAAGU
Messenger RNA from Staurois parvus, 861 nucleotides. The record is from the annotation of a GenBank genome assembly. Lineage: Eukaryota; Metazoa; Chordata; Amphibia; Anura; Ranidae.